Molecule: messenger RNA, 1443 nt
Organism: Neltuma alba
Lineage: Eukaryota; Viridiplantae; Streptophyta; Magnoliopsida; Fabales; Fabaceae
Exons: 3
Coding region: 387-1433 (348 amino acids)
Molecular function (GO): protein binding
Source: RefSeq, a predicted model, not a curated record
UAAAAUAUGCGCCUCUUCAGCACCCGGCUGAGGCAGUGGCGGAAUGGAAAGCUCCAUCAAAUUACAUUCAAGAAUGCCCACAAGGGUGGCAAGUGGCUGGUAUCAGCGAAAGCUUUGCAGGCCAAAGUCCUAGUAACUGAUGACUGGAAAAUCACCGAAUUUAUAAGAAAUCCUGCACCGACCUCAUUGAAGACUGGAGUGUUUAAUAAUGCAUGUCUAAGGAGACCAAAACCUAAGAUAUGGACCACAACCACAAGACUGGUUCCUCAACAUAUAUAGAAGUAUCUGUGUGUGUUUAAUCUGAGAAAUUUGUUUUGGCCUAGAAUUUUGUCAGCUAGUAACCACUAACUUUCGGGGUUGCCGUUAGCGAAAGCAGGCGAGAAGAAAUGAAGAAGGCGAGCAAAUGGAUAAGGAACCAUGUAAUGGGGAAAAAGGAAGAGAGGUCCUGCAUAGAUAACAACAUUGAUGAAAGUCCCAGAGUGGAGCGCAGAUGGAGCUUUGGAAGGAAGCCAAGCGCCAGCAUGACAGGAAACAUAGCUACGCGUAGACUCUCCGCUUCAUUUGAUUCAAGCCACACUGCUAACCUCCAUAUGCCAUCGUUUGUGCAUACUGAGGCUCCAUACAGUUUUUCAACUUCUCUACUGCCGAAGGCUCCCAGAGACGUCCAAAGCGCUGCUGCUGCCAAGAUUCAGGCCGCUUUUCGCUCCUAUUUGGCGAGGAAAGCAUUGCAUGCUUUGAAGGGCCUGGUGAAGAUACAGGCACUAGUGAGAGGCCAUCUUGUAAGGAAACAAACGAGUGCUACACUGCGAGGCAUGCAUGCCUUGAUGGCUAUUCAAGUCAGAGCCAGAAUUCAGAGACUUCAGGCCGCACAAGAAGCUAGCCUGCUGCUUACAAAAUACUCAUCCCGACAUCCUCGGGAUAAACAUCUCCUGAAAGAAUCUAAAGCCUCAAAGGAUAUGGACCUACAAGAAAUGUUGGAAAUUACGGAAAGCAGAAGCGGCCCUCUAGAUCCUUCAGAUAAAGAACAUGUUGUCAUGUCAUGCUAUUCAAAGCAAAAAUAUCAAUACGAGGAUAAUGCUUUUACCGCAGAACAAGGAAACAACUUAUCAAGGAGCCAGCGCCAUUCAAUGUCAUGGGCAGCCAAUGACCUUACCAGGACAGAAUCUUCCAGGGCUAAAGCUGGGUCUUGCAGUGAACUAAAACAACGACCCUUACAAGGUACGAGUCGCAAAAGUAAGGCCAUAGAGUCUAUGAAUGACUUGAUUUUUUCAUUGGAUGGUCGAAGGCAGUCUGUGUCAUCAAACUCCUCACGCUUUAUCUACCAUGGAAACCUGGAUCAUUGGGUUAUGAACCAUUACGAGUCAUCUGCGGACAGCAAAAGUGAGUCCUUCAACAGCAGCAUAGGCAUGACGACUAAUGAUUCUGAUUAUUGAAACCACAUUG